Messenger RNA from Pungitius pungitius (ninespine stickleback), 985 nucleotides. RefSeq names its product serum amyloid P-component-like. The record is from RefSeq and is a predicted model, not a curated record. Lineage: Eukaryota; Metazoa; Chordata; Actinopteri; Perciformes; Gasterosteidae. The coding region runs from base 50 to 724 and encodes 224 amino acids. The transcript has 5 exons.
CUCGCAAUCCUGUUCAUGCUGCUCACAAGAUCCAGACACUGACUUCACGAUGAUGUUUUUGUUGCUGUUGGUGAUGUUGACAGCAUGUGCUGCAAUUCCUCAAGAUCUGUCUGGUAAAAUGUUCACCUUCCCACAACAAAGCGCCACAGCUCUAGUGAACCUGACGGCGUCAGGAGAGCGCUUUGGUGCUGUGACCGUCUGUCACAGGUCCUUUACAGACCUUAAGAGGACCCAUGGCCUUUUUUCUUUGGCCACACGCAGCAUUGCCAAUGAUUUCAUGAUUGCCUGGGAUAAUGUAAACAAAGAGCUGCAGCCCCAUAUUAGGAAUGCAAGGGUAGAAUAUGGAGGCUGGGACUACAAGCCGAACAUGUGGCACUCAAUCUGUACAACAUGGGACUCUGAGUCUGGACUGGUGCAGAUGUGGUUUGAUGGACAACCUUCAAUUAGGAAAUUCAUCAUCUCUGGAUCAGCCAUCACUGGAUCCAAAAUGAUUGUCUUAGGCCAGGAGCAGGAUACCUAUGGAGGAGGGUAUGAUGUGAAGCAGAGUUUUGUUGGCAUGAUGACUGAUGUCCACAUGUGGGACCACACUCUUUCCGCCUGUGAGAUACAUAAGUACGUGGACGAACUGAACUUCACCCCAGGGAACGUGCUCAACUGGGGCGCGCUGGAGUUCGCGAUCUCAGGCAAAGUUGUUGUAGAAGAUAAACUAAAUGCCUGUUACUAAACUUUACAACAAAUCUUCAACAAUUUCAACUGUGCAAAUCAAGUGGGGUUGAAAUAAUGUUCAAUAAAGUGCUUCAAAAGUGUCUCAUAAGAUUCAUCUUUAUUGCUUGGUUGAAGACAAAAUUUUUGUCAAGAGGCAGAAAUUGUCACGGUUUGGGUUUUCUUCCUGUUUUAUUUUGUAGUCUCAUGUCUCUUGUGUUCUUGGGUAACUUCACUUCCUGCCUAGUCCUGUCUUCCCCUGUGAUUGUCUGCCGUGCCUGAU